This is a messenger RNA of Menidia menidia (Atlantic silverside), 2633 nucleotides long. Lineage: Eukaryota; Metazoa; Chordata; Actinopteri; Atheriniformes; Atherinopsidae. The record is from the annotation of a GenBank genome assembly.
AUGGCGGCGCAGGCCACGUUCACUCAGGACAGAAUUCAGGACUUUCUGACCACGGUGCGCGGCGCGCGGCCCCCGGAGGAGAGGCUCCGGGUCAGGGACCCCGACAGACCUACCUGCCCCGCUGGACCUCCUGGUCGGGUUUGGUUUUUCCUCCCGGGAGAAGUCAGUGUGGGACGGGGACCGGGACACUCAUCCACUGGGAGAACUUUCCACGCACAUUUCGCUCCGGGGAGCCACCAGAACCCGGAGUACCAGAACGGGGUCCAACAGACCCGUGUUGUGGACCCGAACCCUUCUGACUCCAAACGCUGCACCCUGAACGCAACACGACUCACAACAAGGACCCGGACGCAUCAACGGAACGCGUUGCAAAAAGAGUUAAAAAUAGAGGUCCCGGGUCAGCGUUAUGAGGCGCGGAACGCGGAGACGCAGCCUGGACCUCUCCGCGCCUCCUCAGACCAGCAUGGGCCAACCUUUAAGGACAAGAGGAGCCGCGAUGUGGGGGGGGAGGACGGGAAGAAGAACCCCCUUUUCCCAAUGAGUUCCUAUUUCGUAAACUCGUCCUUCCCGUUAUUACCGGGGACGGGCGGCGGCGGGCAGGCGGCCACGGCCGAGCCUUUCCUGGGUCAGAUCUCUCUGUACUCGUCGGGAUACGCUGACCACCCGCUCAGACACUACUCAGGUGCGGCGGCGGUCAGCGCGGCGGCGGCGGUGGCGUACCAGGACAAGCCCUACGCCGUGCCCUCCUACUACCAGCAGGCAGCCGGCGGCGCGCACGGCGCGCACCGCGCCGGCCCGGGGGGCUCCGCCGGGGCCGGGGCCUGCGACUACGCCACGGCGGCCGCGGCCGUCGCCGUGGCGGCCACGAACUUCUACCGGGACAAGGAGCACGCGUGCGGCCUGGACGAGCACCAGCUCGCGCUCAGCCAGGACGCCAUGCACCGCAAGCUGGAGUGCGCGGGGCUGGGGGGGAAGGGGCUGUUCGGGGAAGGCAUGGAUGACAAGCAGGCGCCGUCGGCCCCGAUCUACCCGUGGAUGCAGAGGAUGAACUCGUGCAACGGGACCUUUGGCAGCCCGGGCAGACGCGGACGGCAGACAUACACCAGAUAUCAAACGCUUGAACUAGAAAAGGAGUUUCACUUCAACCGGUACCUCACGAGGCGGCGGCGCAUCGAAAUCGCGCACGCGCUCUGCCUCACCGAGCGACAGAUCAAGAUCUGGUUCCAGAACCGGCGGAUGAAGUGGAAGAAAGAGAACAAGCUCAUUAACACUUCCUCUUCCUCCUCCUCUUCCUCCUCCACGGUUAACGGUACGGAUGAGGAGGAGAGGCGGACGGAGUAAAACCGGGACGGGACGCCAGUCAGAGGAAGAGGAGAAGAAGAAGAAAAAGGCAUGCCGGGUAAUCCUCCCCAUCUCCCUCUAGAUUUGUUGCCUGGUGUGGACAUUCUGUGGACAUUCUUCGGGGUGAAAAACGCAGAGCCCCGUGGCAUGAAGGCUGCUUUCCCCCCAUGCCCCCCCCCCCCCCCCCCCCCCCCCCCCCCCCCCCCUGGAGUCUAACAUGGAGGCUUCGGACAGUUUGCUCUGGGAGGGUUCCAGCUUCCUCCUCCGUCCGGUCAGGAAGGUAUUGAAUGUUCUGCCCAUAUUUCCGGCAGACCCGGAGCAGGGCUGCUUCCGUUCGGUCCGCACGUGAGCCGGUCCUUUUCCUUUUCCGGGGCUGCAGCCGCGUGAGCGCAUCCGUCUGUAAUAUUAAAAAACAGAAGGGCGCGGAGUGCAGGUGAGGCGGCGGGACGGUGCGCGUCCUGCUGGAGGCUGCGCACGGACGCGCGUUUGGCGCCUCUGUUUGUGUAGAACCACAAAAGCCCGAGUCUCUAAAUCCAGCCUGUGGGGACUUUGUGGGGAAUGGCCAGACUCGUACAUAUGAUGUAUUUUCAGUAUGCUUUGUUCGUAUUUACAGGACCGCAAUGAACUCACGGCACCCAUUUGUGAUUAUUGAGGUCUUUUCCUUCUGUGUAGUAUCGCAAUUUCAAGAAGAAAAACCCCCAGUAUGAAUUACCAUAGCUAGAGGAUUAAUUAGAAGUAGGCUAAUGAACCCCUAAAAAUGGGUUGAACAUAGUUUCAUCAUUCCAGAAAAACCGCCCAACUUCAUAUAUAUAGUUUAUUUUUAUAUCCUAAUCUUUUCCUUUUUGUUAAAUGUACAUGCGGUUUGGAGGCACUUGUUUUAAAGUUUGUUACUUGAUUAUUGUUCUGUUCUCGUCAGCUUCGUUUAUAAUGAUUGUUGUUGUGUAUUAUUCUUGCAUUUCUAUACGUGCAAACACAUUUUGCACACGUGGAACAUUACGGAACGGAAAUAUGUUGAAUAUGUAAGCUGUUUGGAAAUGAACGUUUCCAGAAAAGGUAAUGGGAAAAAUGUAUGUGGAACAAAAUGGACCUUUUCGGUUAUUCGACUUUUCCAGUUGGCUCUGUCAGUGGGGGGGUGGGCUGUUGGGUUUAACCUGCUGAUGUGAAUAUACAAACUACCUAAAAACUUCUAAAGUUCAGGAAUGCGUCUAUAUUAUGGGUUCUAUCCGAUUAUUGGUGUUUUUGUCAAGUAAAUAUGCUACCUAUGUCCAUUAAAAUGUAAAGGCAUUUCUGGU